AAUAGAUUAUAGAACAUCAAAUCUUCUUUUUUUCAUGCUCUUUGAAUUUAACUAAUAUUCAACAAUAUAACAAUUAGAGUUUUAAUGUAAAUCAUUCUGAGUCAUUUCAAACAGACUCAAUUUGCCUCAACAUGCCAACAGCUCGAGCUGAAUAAUUUGCAUAUAUGUGUUAUAAUUAAGGAAACUCCUACCCUUGAAUACACUGGUUGGAAAUGUUAUCUAGCCUGUUUCUGUUUAACACAAGUGACACCCAUGCAAGAGAAUUGAAUAGUAUAAGAUGGCUUACUAACAGGACUGUCAUUUUUAUUAUGAUUUCAGGAAACCCUUGUGGUUGUUUAUCAGUGCAGACAUUUUUUGACGAGAAAAACUAUCAUGUAGAACCAACCAAGUAUUUGUAUCACUCAAAAAACAACUUUCACAAGUCUUCAAACAGGUUUGAAUCUGAUGAAGUUGAACGGCUGUUCCAAGAGGAACUGUUUGAGCCUUUUGAAUUUCUUGCAAUUGGCACCUUAGGCAUGGAAUUACAAGGUACAGAUCCCCCAACACCAACACUGCCAAUGCCUUCCGAUGAUUUGACCAAUUAUCGGAUAGAGAUAACCGAAAAUGAUCUCCAGCUAAUAAACUAUGAGCUAGAGAAGUUUCUUGAAGCUGCAGAUAAAGAGUUAGCUAAUGAGACAUCUGGACGGAGUAGUCAAGCAAGCAUAAUAACCCUCAGCAAUAAGCCUAUAGAGGGAGAAGAUUCUGAUGGUCAGACUUUCUUCACAGAUUUUCCUCUCCAAAGUUAUCUCUUAGCCAAUUCAAUUGAAGUAGCGGAGACAAAUAAUGCGACAGGGAAAGAAAAAACAUCCCUUGAAGAUCUCUUUAGGAGGAAUAAUAUAGCCCACACUGAUCCAGCAAGGGAGUUCAAAGGAGCAGAACAGCGCUCAAGGAAAAGAAAUGUCACUUGUUUCAUGAAAAAAGUGGUAAAGAAGUUCCAUUCUUCAUCCAGCAGCUCAACAACUACUUCUACGGAUGGAGAUACAGUGCCCAUCUCAAUGAAGAAAAAGCUCUCUAAGGUUCUUAAAAAGCUGCAAAGAAAGGUUCACCCUGAGGAUAUGACUGGUAAACACAUUCUCCAUAAAGAUGUCUUCAAGACCGAAGUAGUUGAUGGAAAUAAGAUGCUUGGUCCAGCUCCCAGAAAAACGAAGGAAAACAGUAAGAAAUUAUCUUCAGAUGAUAUCUGCAAAGGUUCUUCAACAACUAAUGGAGGGCACUGGAUUAAGACAGAUUCUGAUUGUAAGUUAAAUUGUGAAAUAACAUGCAUUAUGUUCUUGAUUACAUACACUUGUCUAAAUCAAUUUUUCUCUCCUUUCUCGGGUAUCUAAAUAACAAGACUUGGUCCUGGAGUUGUAAGGACCGAAACAAUAAAAGCAAGGCAGGCAUCCAAGUUUAAUUCGACUUCCAUGGGUGGAGUUUGCUCGGGUAUGUGCGUUUGUGAAUUUAUCCAGCAGUGAAGUCAGAACUGAAUAGGUUAGCAGGAAAUAAACUAGGAGUGUCUCCUAGCCAGUGUGAUCUACUGUGAAGUGCUAUGGUAGUGGAUGGUAAUGCUAUUUGUAUGGUUGUAUCUCGUUCUUCUGUACAAUUAAAACUCAAUUAUCGAAAACAAUGCUAUGUUUGUACUAAAAGCUAUUUGUUCAAUGCAUUGAGUGCUUGUAUGACUAUAACAUUGCACAAAAAGCUUAGAAUAGUAUCAUAUUUGAGGUCUCCGUAACUUUUAUCAGUUGCAUGUCAAAGGUUUUAAACAGGUUCCCGUUUGUUAUGACUUAUGAGGCUAUCAUCAUGGAAAUUAACACAAAGACCACUUUGUCCUAGCCGCAAUUACUUUGCACAUCUUAUUUUCCAGGCUUCCAGCUAAAUUGAAUAUGCUUGAGAUGAGACUAUGAUAUGAAUUUCACAAUUCGCAGCAGACUACUGUACAG
Molecule: messenger RNA, 1958 nt
Organism: Salvia hispanica
Lineage: Eukaryota; Viridiplantae; Streptophyta; Magnoliopsida; Lamiales; Lamiaceae
Product: protein LAZY 1-like
Biological process (GO): regulation of auxin polar transport; gravitropism
Source: RefSeq, a predicted model, not a curated record